AUGGAGUUCGCCACGGGGGCGAUGAGCUCUCUCCUCCCCAAGCUGGGGGAGCUGCUCAUUGAGGAGUACAACCUGCAGAAGAGUGUGAAGCGGGGGGUCAAGGACCUCAGGGAGGAGCUCAUGGUGAUACAAGCAGCACUUGUGAAGGUGUCCAAUGUGCCACUGGAAGAUCUUGAUCCCGUGGUCAAGAUUUGGGCCAACGACGUCAGGGAGCUAUCAUUUGCCAUCGAGGACAGCCUCGACUCCUUCAUGGUGCGUUUGGUGGGUCUUGAUCCAACCAGGCCAAACACCUUCUUGGGGUUCAUCAAGGAGACUAAGAGCAAGGUCACCAAUCUCAAACUUCGCCGGGACAUAGCCAACAACAUCAAAGACGUCAAGAUCCAAGUUAAAGAGGUGAAGGAGAGGUACGGUAGAUACAAAGAUGUUAUCAGUGAUGUAAGUGUUGCAACAAAGGUUGAUCCCCGCCUCUUAACUCUGUACAACAAAGUAUCUAACCUUGUCGGCAUCGACGAGGCUAUCGACGAGCUAACAAAGAGGUUGUCCAAGAGCGAUGAUGUGGCCCAGCAACAGCUCAAGACUAUUUCUGUUGUUGGAUUAGGAGGACUGGGCAAGACAACUCUUGUUAAGGCAAUAUAUGACAAUCUUAAGAAGGAAUUUGAUUGUGGAAGUUUUGUUAUUGUCGGUCGGAAUCCCGACAACAAGAAAGUCUUCAGGGACAUCCUCCAUGAACUUGACAAGCAAAAGUAUAAGUAUAUCACUGAAUCAAAAAUGGAUGAAAGACAACUGAUCGACCAAUUGCAAGAAUUCCUCAUGGACAAGAGGUACCUAAUUGUGGUUGAUGACAUUUGGGAUGUACCAACAUGGGAAAUUAUUAAAUGUGCAUUGGUGGAUAGUAAUUCUGGAAGUAGAAUAAUCACAACUACUCGUAUUCAUGAAGUUGCCAAAAAAAUUGGUGGUGUUUACAAUAUAAAACCACUUUCUGAUGAUAACUCCAAAAAACUGUUCCAUAGAAGAAUAUUUGGUGGUGAAGGCAUAAGUCAUGAUGUUCACUUGGUCGAACUGUCAGAUAUUUUUUAUAGAAAAUGUGGUGGUGUGCCGUUGUCCAUCAUUACGUUAGCUAGCUUGCUUGUUAAUAAACGUAAAGAUGAAUGGCAUAAGGUGUUUGACUCUAUUGGUUUUGGUCAUGAAGAUAAUGAAGCUAUUCAGAACACAAGAAAAAUAGUGUCAUUUAGCUAUUAUGACCUACCUUUCCAUUUAAAGACUUGUUUGUUGCAUCUAAGCAUGUAUCCAGAAGACUAUUGGAUUGGAAAGAACUCAGUGAUAUGGAAAUGGGUGGCAGAAGGUUUUAUACCUAUUAAACAAGGGAUUGGCGCAUUUGAGCUGGGACAAAGCUACUAUAAUGAUCUUAUAAAUAGAAGUAUGAUCCAGUCCAUAAAGCCAGACAACAUACACAUGCUUGAUUGUUGUCGUGUUCAUGAAAUUGUGCUCGAUCUCAUCCGCACCCUAUCAGGCGAAGUAAACUUUGUUACAACAAUAGAUAAGAUGCAACAGAACACAUGUUCACUCAACGCAAGAAGCAUUGCUCGCAGAUUAGCCAUCCAUGAUGGAACUGCCAAUCAUAGCAAUAUGGGACAUGUUAGGUCAUUUAAUGCUAUCUAUUUUUCUGAUGGUGUUCUUCCCCCUCUUUUGAGUUUUAAAGUAUUAAGAGUACUAGUCCUCGAGAAUUGUGAUUUUCCCAUAGGAAGUUAUCAUUUGGAGCAUCUUGCGAAGUUGGUUCAGUUGAGGUAUGUAGGACUGGCAGGCACACAUGUUACCGAGCUCCCAUGUGACUUAGGGCAUCAUCUCAAGUUAUUGCAGACACUAAAUACAGAGUGGACAGGCAUAAAAGAAUUACCUUCGUCUAUCGGUGAGCUAACCAAGCUGAUGUGUCUGCGUGCUUCUAAGGGCACAAGGAUGAUGGGAAGGAUAGGGAAGCUGAAAUCCCUAGAAGAGUUGGUGCUACACCAUGUGGACAAGUCCCCGGACUUCACCAUGGAGUUGGGAAAGCUGGCACAACUGAGAAUGCUUGAAAUCCAUGUUGAUGAAAUGGACAAGUGUAUGCUUAGGGACCUCAUCAAGUCUGUGUGCAACCUGUGUAGAAUCCAGACUCUCAAGAUCAAGUCUAAACUGUUUGAGACAGUUGCAGCUGAUGGCUGGGAAGAGUGGGCUCCCCCUUUAGAGAUCCGUCAGUUGGCACUGCGUUGCAUGACUUUACCCAGGCGUCCAUCGUGGAUGAAUUCAACUUGUGUUCCGCACAUUUCCUACCUAUGCUUCAAAGUGAAAAUGUUGGAAGCACGGGAUCUGCCGAUCCUCGGGAGGAUGUCUUCACUCCGUUUCCUCCACUUAUCAAAUCAAAUCAAUGACACCCUAUCAUAUACUGUUGGUUGCCAUGAGUUCCUGAGCCUGACAUAUCUCAUGGUAGACAUAGAGAUCGUUUGUGGAGAGGGAUCAUUGCCGAUGCUUGAAGAAUUGAGAUGCUAUGCUAGCGUGGGAAAUGACGUAGGCUUGGCAGGAAAUAUGCCGUUUCUCAAGGAAGUUACCUACACACUCCACUAUGAGAACAUCUGUAGUAUUGAGGAGCUAGAAGCAGCGGAGGCAGCCAGAAGGCACGCCGCAGAGAGCCACCCCAACCGUCCCAAGCUCAAAAUAACAUCCUACCUCAAGUAUGCCGAAGAUGAAUAUGAAGGAUCUGAGGAGGAGGUUUCAGUUACUGACCAAGAGUGGAACGAUGAUGUGGUGGACCAGACAUCUGAUGCCACUGUAGAGGAGGAUGCGAUGGUUACGGCGAGUAAACCAGGAACCUUUUUCCUUUCCUUCAAUCAUGCUUAA
Molecule: messenger RNA, 2868 nt
Organism: Triticum turgidum subsp. durum (durum wheat)
Lineage: Eukaryota; Viridiplantae; Streptophyta; Magnoliopsida; Poales; Poaceae
Source: the annotation of a GenBank genome assembly